Molecule: messenger RNA, 1347 nt
Organism: Plasmopara halstedii
Lineage: Eukaryota; Oomycota; Peronosporomycetes; Peronosporales; Peronosporaceae
Product: Predicted ubiquitin regulatory protein, contains UAS and UBX domains
Exons: 11
Coding region: 1-1347 (448 amino acids)
Biological process (GO): proteasome-mediated ubiquitin-dependent protein catabolic process
Cellular component (GO): nucleus
Molecular function (GO): ubiquitin binding
Source: RefSeq, a predicted model, not a curated record
AUGGGGGACGAACCCGAAUCACAAGACGCGCUAGCCUCGUUCAUGAGCAUUACAGGUGCUAACUCUGGCACCGCGCUGCAGUUCCUUGAGCUGACUAACUGGAAUCUAGACGAAGCGGUAAAUUUGUUCAUGGAGAGCGGAAGGCAAAACUCCAGCUCAGCUUUUAUAGCUCCACACCAAACUGCAGCACAACCUAGCCCCGCUAGUCAUCAUCCGGUGCCAACAAGCUCAAUGGAUAUCGAUGCAGCCACCGCUGCAGCUAUCGCAGCAGCUUAUGGAGAAGAUGACAAUGCAGUGCGGGCGCCUGAUCCAUCAAAGCGCCAGCGUCUCGUGGAUUCGGACAUGGGUCUCAUGCAGCCUAUGCGGCACCUGCGCGACCAAAAUCGCGACUUUGCGGCUGAGAGUAUCGCGGCCAUAACGGCCAGCAGUAUUUCCACGGCUUUCGGCAGCCUUGGAGCAGUGGAAUCAACGAAUAAUUUGAGCAAUGCAGACGGUCAUGUCAAUGAGCACACGGGUCUGAACACGUUGUAUCAACCGCCCACUAACAUUAUGUUUUUAGGAAGCUAUGCAGAAGCUCGAACAAAUGCUAAAUUUCAGGGAAAAUGGCUUCUGGUUAACAUUCAAGACGAAAUUGUAUUUGCAAGUCACAUGUUGAACCGCGACACGUGGAGUGACGAUGUCGUGCAAAAUUUUGUGGCAAGUGGUUUCGUGUUCUGGCAAAACUAUUGGACAUGGGAGCAUGGCAAAAAGUUUUGCAGCUUGUACCAGAUUGAUCGCGACUCGCUUCCGAUCGUGAUGAUUAUUGACCCACGGACAGGAGAAAUUCAGCAGCGCUGGUCAGGCUUUUAUGAGCCACAAGACAUGACAGAAAAAUUAUCGGACUUUUGCUGCAUGCACACAAUUGAUAAAUCGAUGAUUGAGCAAAAAAAGGAGGCAAAACCCGACUUAUUGGAUGUGUCUGAAGAUGAUCAGCUGGCUGCAGCAAUCGCCGCAUCGAUACAAGACAAUGACAAUGGCGAGGUAAAGCAAGCUGGAGAUCCUAUGGAGUUCGAGGAAAAGGCUCAACAAUCUCUUGUGGCACUGACCCCAGAACCUGACGCUUGUGCCCCUGAUGUAACACGUAUUCAGAUUCGCGUGCCUGAUGGCUCUCGGCUGACGCGACGCUUUUUCAAGACGGACUCGCUAGCCAUGGUCUGGACGUUUGUGAAGGAUCAAAUACCAGAAGCCCGAUUACGUGCGUUUGAACUACGCACUGCUUUCCCACCCGGCGCGGUGGCCUACAACGACAUGUUAUCCAUUGAAGAAGGCAAGCUCGAAAACGCGUCACUUAUGGUCAAAUGGCUGUGA